Messenger RNA from Monomorium pharaonis (pharaoh ant), 2789 nucleotides. RefSeq names its product putative gustatory receptor 28b. The transcript has 3 exons. Gene Ontology annotation, biological process: sensory perception of taste. The record is from RefSeq and is a predicted model, not a curated record. Gene Ontology annotation, cellular component: dendrite; neuronal cell body; axon. Bases 1514 to 2668 code for a protein of 384 amino acids. NCBI's taxonomy places the organism in Eukaryota, Metazoa, Arthropoda, Insecta, Hymenoptera, Formicidae.
GUGUGUGUAUGUGUGUGUGUGCGCGCAUGUGUGUACAUGUUUUUGGCCUUAUAUUUUCUUUAGACAAUACUUAAUUUAAAUGCAAUAUUAUUCAUUAAUGUCUGGACUUUAGUUUACAUGAAAUUUCAUUUCUAUUGUGUUUCUUUUGAUCUAUGAAGAUGAAUUCUACAUAAUGCACAUGUUAUCUUGUUCUAUAGGGUAAGUUAAAGUAUGAUGGCCAUACGGAAAAGAUGGCCAAUGGCUAUAAUUUCUCCAAUAAUUGUUAAAUAAUGUGUUCUGGUAAUUAUUUUCAAAGAUAAGCAAUAUUUACUGUAGUUUAUGUGCGUAUACUAUUCAAAAUAACAAUAUUGUGAAUGUCAUAUCACGUUUUUACUUUUGAUUGCCUGCCAAGUUUUUCACGUGUUCAUUAGAAAUUGCCACAAUAUCGAAUAAAUUACAGUUGUGCUGUCGUAAUGAACGUUACUCACGUAACAAAAGUAUAUAACUUGUAAUGUGUAAUUAUAUUUCUUAUUUUCUUUUCUAUUUUUUAACUAAAUACUAUGAUUAUCUUUCUUUCACAGUUUGGGCAAGAUAACCCAUGACAUUUCGGAGUGUUUAAUGUAUAUAUUUUAUUAAAAAAGACGAGAAUUAAGUUAUGCACCUAAUAUUUUAAUUUGACAUAUCAUAUGUUUCUUUUUAGUAGUGACAAUGAGUUAAAUUGAUCCUAAAUCUGUGUGUGUGAACAUUUAAUAUUAAAAAUGUUAAAAAAUAAAAUUAAAUAAGUGCCAAUAAAUGUAAAUAUGUAAAAUUAUAAGUUUUUUUUAUUAUUCUAAAAAUGUUAAGUACAUAAAAAAUGUAUAGCCAACUGUUUUAUAAUACUAUGCCCAUCUUUUCCUUAAAAGUUGUGAAAGAUAGCCAAUGUUGAUGUUUCAAUAUUUUGAUUAUAAAAAAUUUUUAUUAAGAAUUUUCUCUUUAAUGUUUUACACACUUAAAGCUUCAGUGAAGUAAUAUACCAAACGCUAUUAAAAUAUAAUAAAAACAAAAGUAUGUUCUUUGUAUUAAAAAAAACUAUGGCCAUCUUAUCCGAGUUUACCCUAUGAAUAGGAUAACCGAUGGUAAAAACGUAAAGGUUGAGGUCUUUCAUUCAUUCACGUAGACACUAUGCAAUCAAUAUCUUUUGCUUGAUGUAUGUACAUAAUUCAUAUAAAGAAAUCAUGUAUAAUUUUUACUUCUGUUGUGCGACCUAAUGAUGACAAAUGUUCGAAAAGCGUCAUAGUUGCUCCAUAACUGCAAUAAGUAACCAUUUGAAAAAUGACUUUUCACCAUUUGAUGCGAAAACUUUUCGCAGUAUUAAAUUUAAAUUCAGUGCGUAUAGAUCGACCAUAAAGAAAUUAUAAUCUUUAUAAAAAAAAAAAAUUCUUAAUCACAUAAGGAAAUUUCUGCAACUCUACUCAAGUUAUACUUUAUUUAAUAAUACAUAUUUUUAAAGUGAUUAAUAACUCUUGCGUUGUUCUUUCAUAAUAUUUUAUUAAUUAUGUUCACUUCGUCGAAGUUACAAAAACGAGGCAAACUGCGGAAGAGAUGGCGGUUAUUCCAUGCCACGGAUUUCGAAUCGUUGAUGAAUCCGUCUUUUACCUUUUGCCAGAUUUUUGGGUUAUUUCCGUAUAAGAUCAAAGAUUCGACCUUCGAAAUUUCUAAACCACGUUACAUUCUUUCGACCGUCGUUGUCUGUAUUUGCUUUAUUGGAUUAUUGAACAAUCUCUAUAUAUUCAAUAUUUGUGGGAGUAGUUGCAAGAUAUACUUUAAAGGUGUACCCAGGAUUCUUGAGCGAAACUUUUUUUACAUACUCAGUACCUUUAUAGUGAUUGUAACGUACAUUUUGAAUGGUCCGCGAAUGCGUCUGCUCCAAACUAUAAUGAAAAUCUCUUCGAAAUUGCCUUCGAAAUCUUAUCAGAAGCUAUCUAAACUAAUUCAUAUGAAGGACAUUUUAGUUUCCAUCUGUCUUAUUGUAGAAGUGCCGAUAUAUUUCACAAUGGAUAUCCCUUUUCCAAGGAAGAUUUUCUUAUUAUAUAUUAACCUACUAAUAUUUCAGAUGGAUAUGUUGUAUAUGAAUUGUGUUUGUGUACUAAAGGCUUGUUUCAAGAGAAUCAACGAUGAUCUGGAGGACAUGCGGAAGCACAUGAUGAAAAAUGAGGAGGUGUAUCAUCUCGGCCGAAUAUACAAACAAAAGAGUUCAUUCUUAUUGAUCGAACUAAAGGCCUUGAAGAAGCAAUAUAUAAUAAUUAGUAAUACAGUUCAGAUGCUAAACAUGAUUUUCAGUUUGCAGCUUCUCGCUACCAUAAUUUUAACUUUUGGAGAGAUCACUUUCGAGCUCUACUUUCAUAUAUUGUUUUGGCAUGACGGCACAUCUAUGAUCAAUAUAGACGAUUAUCUGUAUACCAUAUACUUAACAACAUCCAUAACAUAUUAUUUUAUAAAAAUAACGUUGAUAGUGUGGGCCUGUGAGACCGGUAAAGAUCAAGCUGUGCAGAUCGGCACAACUGUUCAUGAUGUACUUAAUAGCACAGUUAACAAUGAGAUCAAAGCCGAGUUGCAGUUGUUUUCUAUGCAAAUUUUGCACCAUGAAAAUAAAUUUUCUGCAAAGAGUCUCACUAUGGAUGCGACGCUUCUCACUACAAUUUUGUUUUAGAUUGUGGGUAACAUCACCACUUAUUUAAUCAUCUUGGUGCAAUUUUUAACCAUGUCAAGUUUUUGCAGUAGUGAGUUUGUAAAUGCUACACAAAUAUCUCAAUAAAGAAUAUGUAAUCAGA